This is a messenger RNA of Camelina sativa (false flax), 1349 nucleotides long. RefSeq lists its product as uncharacterized. The record is from RefSeq and is a predicted model, not a curated record. Lineage: Eukaryota; Viridiplantae; Streptophyta; Magnoliopsida; Brassicales; Brassicaceae.
AAAAAACCAAAAAAAACGAGAAAAAAAAUUAAUAAAUAAAAAAAGUCAGUUCCUCGAGGAUCAAAAUACCCGAUUUUGAGAUACACAAAUCUCGACAAGUCGGCGGCGGUGUAACAAAUCAGUCGGAGCUAUGGCGAUGCAAGCCGGAGUUGGUUUAUCGAGGAUCUUCCUCUUAGCCGGAGCAGGUUAUACUGGUACGAUCAUGAUGAAGAACGGGAAAUUGUCCGAUUUGUUGGGUGAAUUGCAGGGUCUGGUGAAGGGAAUGGAGAAAUCUGGAGAAGGACCUGAUGGUGAUUCUGAUGUUUCUGAUGCCAUAGCUGCUCAGGUUCGCCGAUUAGCUAUGGAGGUUCGACACCUAGCUUCUCAGCAGCAUAUAACUGUCAUGGAUGGAGUUUCUGGUGCAAACCUACAAGCUCUUGCUGUUCCUGCUGCUGCAUUAGGAGCUCUAGGAUAUGGUUAUAUGUGGUGGAAGGGACUCUCGUUCACUGACCUUAUGUAUGUGACAAAAGCCAACAUGGCUAAUGCCGUGGCUAACUUGACAAAGAAUCUGGAGCAGGUUUCUCAGGCCCUUGCACUUGCAAAAAGACAUUUAACGCAAAAGAUUCAGAAUAUGGAUGAUAAGGUAGAAAAGCAGAUUGAUCUUUCCAAGGAAAUCAAUAACCAGGUCAUUUUGGCUCGUGGGGAUAUCAACUCAAUUGAGAUGGACUUGGAAUCAUUGCAUAAUCUAAUUACUGGACUGGAUGGGAAGUUGGACACGCUGGAAUAUAAGCAGGAUGUCACAAAUGUUGUCAUGCUACACUUGUAUAACUAUUUAGGAGGCAAGAGCACAAAUCUGCCUGAUAUGGGACAGCUUCAACUUCCUGUAAACCAGAAGGUUCGUAAUUUACUUGCAGAUGUUGAAACCAAGGGGCUGAAAAACUUGACUGAAGAGCUGUUUGAAAGCAAUGGCACACAGGUGACAACCACAGUGAAACAAUUCAGUUUGAAUAAGGUCAAUGUGAAGUCGAGGCCAUUGCUAUCAAGGGCUACUUCAGCUAGGUGUUGAUAUUGAAGUCUCCUGAUGGCGGUUAGGCUUGCGGGAAGUAUAUAAAAAAACAAACUUCUGACUUAUACAAAUGAUCUCGUGAGCCUUAGAAAGCUGAUGUUUUUCCUUGAACAACUGGAGUUUGUUUAUCGACAUGGAUCAUGUGCUGUGUCCACUUUUGGAUUUUGAUACAAUUUAAAAUAAAGUUGAUGUGGGGGUUAUAUAUAUAACACCAAAGACAUGUGAUGCAUGUGGGCAAUACAAAGCCCUGUUAAGAUAAAAUAUGGCUUUGGAAUUCAGAGAUUUAUUUUACAGUUUUGCUUAA